Messenger RNA from Oryzias latipes (Japanese medaka), 5672 nucleotides. RefSeq names its product tetratricopeptide repeat domain 3 (gene ttc3). Lineage: Eukaryota; Metazoa; Chordata; Actinopteri; Beloniformes; Adrianichthyidae. The record is from RefSeq and is a predicted model, not a curated record. Gene Ontology annotation, molecular function: protein binding.
AGCAGAAGAAGAACUCUCUCAUCAUCACGCAUGGUAUUUCUCUGCGUACGUUCACCUCGCCUUCAUUUCCGUAAAGUAACAUGAGUUUCACAAGAAAAGCUAACUGCUAAGUUUUCACGCGAUAUUUCCCUCACGAACUGAACAAAAUGACGGACUCAGAUUCUGACUCUGGGGGCGAAUGGGAGAAAGAAAAAUGUCAAAAGUAUUUGGCCAGAGAUUCUGUUGCCACCUUUCGUAUAUCAGAGGAGGUUUUUAAAAAUUGGCUCAAAAUUCCUACCACCACCAAAAGAGAAGCUACGCAGCGAAUGAAAGUUUGUUCCUUCUGGCUUCCCAUACUGCUACAGGGAGAUGACUCCAUCACUGCUUCAUGGGCGAUAGAAAUCGGGUUAAUCAGCUCAAAGAGCACUGAGGACCUAAAGUUGAAGCAUCUGCGCAAGAUAGAAGUAGUGGAAACAAUUCUUCUUUUCUUGGAGAAAGGAACUAUGAAAAAGGAAUCUACUCGGCAUGUUCUGUCAUUAAGCAACAUGUUUAAUCUGCGUUCUACAGAGGUGUAUGAAAACGCGUUACGCUGGUUAGAAAUGGCAGGAGAUUGCAACGUACGGAUGCGGCUGAAGGAACUCGGCAGCCCGCACACCUGCUUCACAGCCCUCCACUUUAUCUUCACACAGUUUGCUAAGUUUAUUCAAGAACUGUGUGGAAACUUUGAGCAGACGCUGAAGACGCUGCUGGCUCGUCCCAAUGGCCUUAUUGUCGAGAGAUGUGAGGAAAUGAAGAAGAAAGGAAACGAGAACUUUCAGAAACAUAACUAUGAAGAUGCACUUGAGUUCUACUCCAAAGCCAUCACACUUUACCCUGACAACCACAUCCUUUAUGGAAACAGAGCCCUGUGCUACAUUCGCUGUCAGAAGUACCUAAAAGCAGUUUGUGAUGGAAAACGAGCCAUUCUUAUUGAACCUCGCUGGGCAAAGGGUCAUUAUCGAUUUUGCGAGGCUUUAUUUUACCUCGGGGAGUACCAGUUAGCUCUUCAAGCAAACUCUUCAGCCAAACUACUUUGUAAGGGCGACCCAGAUGGACUCAAAGAUCUGAACCAGCAGUGCUGUAAAUUCACAGCUGAAUUUCAGCAGCGCAAAGGUUCUCAACCAAAGAAAACUCCAGGUUUUAAAGGAGGCGUCAUGGCCAAACAGUCGCAAACUCCCAAAACCGCCAGUAAAGCUGGUUUAGCAACAAACAAGGCUGCAAAGGUCACAGAGGUAAAAAUGGACAGGAAAACAGUAAAAAAUGAAAAAUCUGCAGAAUCAGAGAGCAACAUUAAAGACUCUAAGGUUUCACAAAGUGCGGCGACAGAAUCAAAUGUUUCUGCAAAAAAGGAGCCUAGCAGAUCUUCAAAGGAUAAGAACCCAGAUAUGUCCAGCAGAGGCAAAGACGCGUGUAAAGAGUUGAAAUCGUUGGUGGAAGACGGGCACACGGCGCUGUACGACCUCCGCAGUCGCAAUGCAGAGCAGGCCUUCAGCAAAGCUCUGACGCUGGUGGAGACGAUAACACCUGAGGAGCUGGGACUUUCUACUCUGGAUGUCUUGCUGUUACUUUUCGGUCAUGCUUUGGCUCUGACAGAAAUUGGACAGAUUGAGGAACUGGGACAAGCAGAGAAACUCCUGGAGAAAAUCAAAGAGUAUGAAGUUUGGGUGUUUCAGAGUUUGGUUUUCUACGCCACCGGCAGGGUAUAUCUGAGGGAAAACAGGUUUGCUGUGGCACUGCAGCAGUUUCUAGAUUCUUUGCAGAUGGUGAAGAAUCAAAUAACUCCAGGUAAACUCACCUGGCCUUUAACAAAAGAAGUCGUCAGAGAAACCGAGCCAGAACAGUUCAAGGAAAUUCUGGAGAGCGCUAUAGAUUUGUGUAAAUAUCCUCCUGCGCCUGACGCCAUUUGCCGCCUCGACAAGUGCUUGUUCCCUCUGAAAGCAGAAAUCUACUUCACAGAUCCAGAUUUUAAGGGCUUUAUUCGGUUAUGCUGCUGUCAAAAGUGCAGCGUUGAAUUCCACAUCACUUGUUGGAAGACUGUGAAGACAUCCGUUUUUUCUGACAAGAACGAAAAGGAUAUUUUGCAUGAUGCCUGUUUGACACCGGAUUGCAUGGGUCAAAUCGUUUGUAUCAAAAUCUUUGGUCCGACGGGCCUGGUGAAAUGUAAGUUUGAAGCUACAAUUGUCAAACCGCAGAAGUCGAAGAAGCCUAAAGUGAAUCAGAAAUGUACAAGCCCAAAGAAAUUAAAAUCAAAAGAAGAUCGUAAACUAAAGAGGAAGCAGCUUAGAAGAUCGUUUCAGGAUAAUCAGCCCAUUGGCAACGAGAUUUUGCAACAAGAAGAAGUUUCUGAGACCCAGAGUUUGCAGAAAGCUUGGGUUUUGUACAGAGAUCGGAUUCUCCUACAGAUCAGUCAGAACAAGGUUCUUCUGGAGAACGAGAAAAACGUCCGGAUUUCUGCUCUGAUCUACUGCCUGAAACCCUGGCUGGAGCGGGACUUUCUCAGGGGAAACCAAAUCGCUUUGAGUCUUUUAAACUGUGAAGAGGGGACUUUAGGUCAAGCUGUUGAGCUCCUGCUGGAGAGGAAACACCGGGUUUGGGCCCGAAUCUUUAUUCAACAACUUAGUAAUUGCGUGGAUAUAAAUCCAAAACUCAGCGGUUGGGCAUGUCGGCUAAAUGAAGCAGGUCUGAACGCUUCCAGGACUUUCAUUGAACGUUAUUCAGGGCAGCUGGAGCAGCUGGACUUGUCUCCUCUUCUCAAAUUUGAACCUUUGCAGAAUAUAAUUAUAGAAAAACUUGGCGCUCAGCUGGAGCUUUUCUCGAGCAUCGACUUAAGUGUGACUGAUUACUUAAAGCAGGCCCCGCCGGAUGUCGCCAGGCUCUUUAUCUGGACUCUGGAGGAGUUUAGAGAGGACUAUGACCCCUUCCACGCUAUCCUGGAUGAAUAUUUUGAUAUGAUGGAUGGACAUUGCUCGGUCUUUAAAAAGUCAGAUGAAAAUAAUUCUCCUGUCAGGGCUAAAAAUCGAGGUCGAAAAAAGAAGAAAGAGCCAAAGGGCCUAAAAGUUUUUUCUGCAAUGAAUGGGGUAGAGCCGGACCAAGUCUUUUUUGAUGACGACUCUUUAUCAUUCCUCCACCCUGCUGACUCCUUCAGCGUCCCCAGCCACCUCAGGGAGCAGGUGGCUGAGUUUGAGGAGCAGUACAACAGCACCAACCGCGCGGGUCGCUGUAAAUGGGCUUUGGACAACAAUCCGGACCCGGCACAGGAAAGCAUGUUUGAUUAUUUUGCUCAGAUCUUGGAGGAGCACGGCCCCCUCAUGGCAGACGACCCUCUGCUGGUGGGAGAGCUGGAGCACUUCCCUGCCGUGGCGAGGCAGAGGAUCGAAGAGGCGGGCGGCUUUGAGGCGUUCCUCUUGGAGUCCCUUCGCUUCGUGAAGGUGGGCCGGUGCGUGGGCCUGGCCAAGCACUCGGUCUCGCUGCAGGAGGCCGGACAGGCGGCCAGCCUGGACGACCUGGACGACAUCGCCGAUUCUGACCUGAACUUUUCAAACUUUGAUUUGGACGACAUCACGGGAAAUGGUUUCCACCUGGAUAAUUAUACCUUACAGAACCCCUACCUUCAGAACCCGUACGCGUUUCCCCCCCAGUCCUCGGGAUCGGACUUUCUCCCCCACUGGAGGGAGGGAGACUUUGAGAUGCUUCCUCACUUUCAGCCUAACGGUUAUGAGGAGCUCGACCUCGACACCUUCGAUUAUUCUGCUUUUGAAACGAAGUCGGCGCCGGCCGGAGUUCCUCCUGUGGAGAGUGAAAGUUCCUUAGAAAAAGUUCCUCAGAAACAUGCGGCAGUGCAGACGCUGCAGGAGCCCACGAGCAGUGUCGCUGUGAACACGGAGCUUCAUGAGCGCUUCGAGACCAGCCCGGGCGACAUCAAUAAAACGGAGAAACACAACGCUCAACUACAGCAGCAGAUCUUGGAUUUAACGAAUACUCUUAAAGUCAAACCAAUAAACCAGGAAGACAUUAUUUCAUGUGAGCAGGAAAUUAAGAAAAUUACGACCAAUAUUCAGGUGACCCACAAAGAGCUGGCAAUGUUCCAGCAGAAGCUGGAGGAGGAUUUGAAGAAAGAUCAGAACGAGAAGAAGGCCAACCAGGAGACUCUGAAGGCUCUGAAGGUCGAGAAAGAGCAGCUGCUGGAGGAACAAGUCAGAUUUACCAAGCGGGUUGAGGAGAACAAAAAAACUUAUGACACCAAACUGAGGGAAUUCCUGGAUUUGAGCAAUCAGUCCGCAGCAAAGAAGACGAGUCUGGAAGAUGAGAUCAAGCGGUACCAAACCCUGCUCACCUCAGCCACUCGGAGGUCUCACACAGCUCAGCUGUUUUUGCUUGAAAGCAGCAGAGACCAGAAGCUGAACGGACUCCACAGAGAGCUGGCGGACAACAAGACUCUGCUGUCUAAGCUAGACGAGGUCAUUCACAGAUUCCCAAACAAAGGUCUGGAGGUCAUCAGGGAGGACUGCAAAGUGAACAUCAUAGAGGUGGAGAAGAAGAUUUCUGCUGCCGAGAAACUGUUCCGGGAGCUGAUGGAUCAGCAGAAGAGCAGAAGAGCCGAGAAGCUGCAGAACAACAUCAGCAACCAGAGCGAAGCUACAGGUCCAUCAGCAAAUCUACUCUCUGCAGCAGCCAGAGAAUUUGUCCCUCAGGCGUCGGCUCCACCCUCCCGCGGCACGCCCACCUCCACCCAGAACUCCACUGCUGCGUCUGAGGCCGCAGCCCCCCUGUCGAAGAAAAAACUCCCCAACAGGAAGUGUGAUCCUCCACACACCACCGUGUUUGAGAAAGCCAUGGACAGCCUGACCUCCAUGUUCCCAGACUACUCCAGGCUGGACUUGGUGAGGUUCAUCCAGGAGCUGCGAACAACCAGAGGUGGGAUGUUGAGCAAUAUGUCUCUGCAGGACAUGGUUAGUGGGGUGACCCAGCUGAUCCUGGACCACCAGGAAAAGCUCAGCGCUGCCAAGGCGAAUGCUGUUGGUCGUGGAAGUCCGGCUCACACGCCCCCUUUGCUGGCCAACUCCACGGUCUGGCAGCCGGUCAGCUCGCAGAGACCUCCCGGUUCUAAAGCACUGAACGUCGAGGAUCCGUGCAUCAUCUGCCACGAGGACAUGAACCCGGAUGAAACGGCGGUGCUGGAGUGCAGACACAGCUUCCACACAGAGUGCAUCAAGUCUUGGCUGAAGGAGCAGAGGACGUGUCCCACCUGCAGGACCCACGCUCUGCUGACCGAUGACUUCCCCAAGCUGCCCGGCAGAAGACACCUCGCCUCAUAAAAGUCUUCACUUUCUUCAUUUCCUUCUCUUCUUUUUUAAAUCAUGGACAUGUUGGUUUGUUUGCAGAUGCCCCAAAGGGCACAAAUUAAGAGUUGAGCUUCAUUUAUGUUAUGACUGUUAAAAAUCUUAACCCAAAUUUGUAAAACAUUGUGAUUUUAGUGCAGCUUCUGCUGGAAAAAAAAUUUUAUUGGAUAACAUUAGAUUUUGUUUUAUUUGUUUUACUUUCUGCUUUUUUAUUUUGCUAAAACAGAAACAAGUUAGGUGAAUGGAGUAUGAAUCGUGUAAAUGUUGUGACUUUGCUGGAAGAACGGUCAUUAAAGAUUCAGAUUUCUGACUAAA